AUGGCGGCGGAGACGGCAAGUGUGCUCGACCCGUCCUAUGAAGCAUCUGCUCCAGUGGUUCCGAUUUUAACUAUCCUCCACUUUAACGAUGUUUAUGAGAUCCAGCCGCGCGCGGAGGAACCCGUGGGGGGCGCGUCCAGGUUUGCUACAGCAUUAAAACAAUUUAAAGCACUAAAUCCCUUGAUACUUUUUAGUGGUGACUGCUUAAAUCCUUCCCUCUUAAGUACAACUACAAAAGGACGACACAUGAUACCAAUUCUUAAUGCUUUUGGAGUACAGUGUGCAGUAUUUGGAAAUCAUGAAUUUGAUUUUGGAGUUGACCUAUUGGAAGAAAUAAUAUCAGAUAUGCAUUUCCCUUGGUUACUCAGCAAUGUGUAUGACUUAUUUACUUCUGAACCACUAGGACAUGGUAUAGGAAGCAAGUUAUUGGAAUGGAAUGGUGUAAAAAUCGGUUUGAUGGGAUUGGUGGAAGAAGAAUGGAUUGAUACUUUACCAACUAUUGAUAGGACAAAUGUGAACUUUAUUGAUUACGUCAUUGUUGCUAACCAACUUUCUGAAGAUCUUCGAACCAAAGGUGCACAACUUCUGAUUGCCUUGACACACAUGAAAUGGAGUAAUGAUAUUAGACUUGCAAGGAACACUGAUGGGUUGGACCUGAUUCUAGGAGGCCAUGAUCAUGAUUAUGGCACCAAAUUAAUUAAUGGAACUCUAAUCAUCAAAAGUGGAUCAGAUUUUAGAAACCUAACCAAAAUUGACAUUACAAGACCUUUUGAGAAUAACUAUAAGUACACCACACAAAAGAUAAACAUUACAAAAGAUUUAGAGGAAGACGCUUCUGUGAGUAACAUUGUCCAAGAAUUUACUUCUAAUUUGGAGCACCUGUUGGGAGAAGUGCUUUGUCAGAUAGAGGUAGAACUGGAUGGCCGUUUCACCACAGUAAGAAAAUCAGAGAGCAGUCUAGGGAAUCUUGUUACCAAUGCUAUGCUUGAAGCCACACAUGCUGAUGUGGCACUGCUUAAUUCAGGUACGUUACGCUCAGAUCGUUUACACCCACCAGGUGAUUUCACCAUGCAUGAUCUUUUGAUGGUUUUGCCUAUUGUGGAUCCACUCUUGGUCGUUCAGGUGACAGCUGAACAAUUAUUGGAAGCGUUAGAAAAUGGGGUUAGCAUGUAUCCAGAACUUGAUGGAAGGUUCCCUCAAGUGGCAGGAUUAGAAUUUGGAUUUGAUCCAAGUGCCGAACCUGGGCACAGGAUUGUAGUGGACUCGGUGAAGGUACAGGGACAGUAUUUGGACAGAAACAGAACAUACUUACUUGCAAUCAAGGAAUACUUAGCAAAAGGCAAGGAUGGAUAUGUGAUGUUCCGUAAUUGUCAGUGGAUGGUUGACACAGAAACUGCUCCCAGUCUCUCUACUGUUGUCAUUAAUCAUUUUGAAUCAGUAAAAAUUGUUCAAGGACUUAAGAAAUGUAAAUCUGGACAUCGCAUGGGUUUAAUCAAAGUCUCACACUCUGCAUCCGUAACAGAUUUUGAAAAGAAAGCUGAUGACAAAAUUGUAGUUGCCCCUGUUCCUGAAGUGGAAGGAAGGAUAUAUCACGUAACUGAGGAAAUGAAACAACACCUUAGGCAACUACGCUCUGAACGAGAAAUAGGCCAAAGGACAUUUUCCUUAGAUCUUCAUAGUGCAGAUAACACAAUUGGUUGUAAAUUAAAGUAG
This is a messenger RNA of Mobula hypostoma (lesser devil ray), 1713 nucleotides long. RefSeq names its product 5'-nucleotidase, ecto (CD73) (gene nt5e). Bases 1 to 1713 code for a protein of 570 amino acids. Gene Ontology annotation, molecular function: hydrolase activity. Gene Ontology annotation, biological process: nucleotide catabolic process. The record is from RefSeq and is a predicted model, not a curated record. NCBI's taxonomy places the organism in Eukaryota, Metazoa, Chordata, Chondrichthyes, Myliobatiformes, Myliobatidae. The transcript is spliced from 8 exons.